AGGGGAGAUGGAUAUAUUCUAACCAGAAUCACUCUCAAACCCCGGUUCCAAGUAUUAAGAAACAAGUUGUUAUUGGAUUUAGGUUGAGUAUAACAUGUGGGAAUUCUAUAAUUUGUUUAACAAGUCGGAAUGUCCAAGCACUUGGCCAACCGAAAGCUCCAAGGAAGAGGCCAAAGGGAAUGUGAGCGAAGGCCUGUGACAAAAGAAUAAGACUGUUACCCUGUUGAGCAUAUUAUUGCAGGAACUGAAAAAAGAUUUGGAUCAAGCUUGGAGUUGGGUUUGUCUGCAUGCCUUCAGCAUUUUUUCAAACUGCUUGGAAAUUGGAUGUAAUUCUCUUUUCUACCCUAUGCCAUAUGUAGGGCUUUUUCCUAAUCCAUCCAAGAAGCAAGAAUAUACUCUAGAAAGAAGAUGUUUUUGAGCAAAUAUUUCACAGUUUCAAUUAACCAUGCUUGUUGUAUGGUUGAAGCACAUCUAUUUUCAGUUAAUGCUGGAUUGGUCCUAGCUUAGAAUCUUUUAGUUUUUCCUAAUUUGUAAAAACUAAAGACAAAGGUUGUUGAAUGAUUGAGAAGGAAUUUAACUUUGAUUUGUUUUAAGAUUUGAUUUGAUGCCUUCACCAAAAAGACAAAUCCCUUCCCACAAAUUUGUGGCUUGUGAACUCUUUCUGCUACGUGUCAAUAUUGCUCCCACAGCUGCUAAAUCAGUCGAUGGUUUAUAGGCAAAGUCUGAGAAAAGAAUACAGAAGUAGACAAAUGGAGGUAUGUGCUGGUUGUGGCUGUGACUGCUAAGAUGCAUUAAGAGGCUUGAUAAAACAGAGGUGAACAGUUAAAACAAGUGGAAAGCCUGUAGUUUUAGGUGUUGGAAAGGCCUUACAUUCACCUGUCCCAUAACAUUAUAAAAGGCUAUAUGCUCACAUGAUUUCCAAGUAUAAUCUAAGGUUUGCUAUCUCUUUUUGGCUACCAUGUCUACAACAGUAGCUGAAGAGAGAGGUGGCGGGGAUGGAAGAGAGGAGUACACAGAAGAUGGGACUGUGGAUCUCAAGGGUAGACCUAUCCUAAGAUCGAAGACUGGAAGAUGGAGAGCUUGUUCCUUCAUUGUAGGAUAUGAAGUGUUUGAGAGGAUGGCAUAUUAUGGGAUUGCUUCAAACCUAGUGCUAUAUUUGACAAGGGAGCUCCAUGAAGGCACUGUUAAAUCUGCAAACAAUGUCACCUACUGGGUUGGUACCGUAUGGAUGGCUCCGAUUUUAGGUGCUUACAUUGCAGAUGCUCAUCUUGGACGGUACUGGACUUUUGUCAUUGCAUCAGGCAUUUAUCUCUUGGGAAUGGGUCUGUUAACCUUAGCAGUUUCGCUGCCAGCACUAAAGCCUCCGUCAUGCGGUCAUGGGGUGAAAGAUGAGGACUGUGACAAACGGGCCUCAAUGUUUCAAGUGGCUAUAUUCUAUCUGGCUCUUUACAUAAUUGCAGCUGGAACUGGUGGAACCAAGCCCAACAUCUCAACCAUGGGAGCAGACCAAUUCGAUGACUUCCAGCCCAAGGAAAGAAUUCAGAAGCUCUCCUUUUUCAAUUGGUGGAUGUUUAGCAUUUUCUUUGGUACCCUCUUCUCCAAUACUUUCCUUGUGUAUAUACAAGAUACCGUUGGGUGGAGCCUUGGCUAUGGCCUUCCCACACUUGGGCUGGCAAUUUCAGUCUCGGUGUUCUUGGUGGGUACCCCCUUCUAUAGGCACAAAGUGCCUUCAGGGAGUCCCUUCACUAGGAUGUUUAUGGUACUUGUGGCUGCAGUGAAGAAGAGGAAGGUGGAUGUCCCAAAUGACCCAAAAGAGCUUCAUGAGCUGAACUUGGACGAGUAUGCCAAAUCUAGGACUUUUAGAAUCGAUCAUACCCCUUCACUAAGACUACUAGACAAAGCCGCUGUAAAGAGUGGGCCAACCUCACCUUGGAUGCUUUGUCCAGUGACCCAAGUUGAAGAAACUAAGCAAAUGAUCAAAAUGAUUCCCAUUUUGGUUUCUACAUUCUUGCCUAGCACCAUGUUAGUUCAGGUGUCCACACUUUUUAUCAAACAAGGCGACACUCUUGAUAGGAACAUGGGCCCAAAUUUUGUUAUUCCUCCAGCUUGUCUCACAGCAUUUGUAACAAUCUUCAUGUUGAUAAGCAUAGUAAUCUAUGACCGCUGGUUCAUUCCAUUAGUUCGAAAGUAUACAGGGAAUCCAAGGGGGAUCACAAUGUUGCAGAGAAUUGGAAUUGGCAUCGUGCUUCAAAUCAUUGUCAUGGUCACUGCUUGCUUAGCCGAAAUGAGGAGACUCAGGGUCGCAAGAGAAAAUGGAAUUUUCGGUAAAACGCAAACUGUCCCUCUUACUAUUUUCAUUCUCCUCCCUCAGUUUGCUCUGAUGGGUAUUGCUGAUACCUUUGUGGAAGUGGCCAAGAUCGAGUUCUUCUAUGACCAAGCACCUCAAGGAAUGAAAAGCCUCGGUACUUCAUAUUUCACAACCAGCUUGGGAGUUGGGAGUUUCCUCAGUAGUUUUCUUCUAUCAACAGUUUCUGAUAUAACUAAGAAGCAUGGCCAAGGGUGGAUUGAGAAUAAUCUAAACGUUUCUCAUUUGGACUAUUUUUAUGCAUUCUAUGCCAUCUUGAGCUUCGUCAACUUCCUUUUCUUCCUCGUGGUCGCAAAGUUCUAUGUUUAUAAUGUGGAUGUGGACAUGACGGAAUCCAAAAGAGAACUGCAGAAAGCCAUGGAAACUUCACCAAGUGAAGCUAGAUCUCAAGUUAACGAAGUCCUUUUGAAGGGACUAGGCUGAUUAAACUUGCAUUUUGUUAGAAGAUAAUCUUUUACCUUCUUUCAUACUUGGAAUUAAUACACCAUCACUGUAAAACUCAUGGUGAUGGCAUCCGGAUCGUCCUUGUUUUUGCUUGUUUUUGGUGGUCACAAAGAUGCCAUACAAAGCUUAUUGAGACUGUGAUGAAAGAAAUUUGUACUUCCAUGGAGGUUCUCUAAUUCAAGACCGUCUCUCAAGAUUCUGAA
Vitis riparia (riverbank grape) is the source of this 3012-nucleotide messenger RNA. RefSeq names its product protein NRT1/ PTR FAMILY 5.2-like. The record is from RefSeq and is a predicted model, not a curated record. Bases 959 to 2788 code for a protein of 609 amino acids. The transcript is spliced from 4 exons. Gene Ontology annotation, molecular function: tripeptide transmembrane transporter activity; dipeptide transmembrane transporter activity. Gene Ontology annotation, biological process: transmembrane transport; dipeptide transport. Lineage: Eukaryota; Viridiplantae; Streptophyta; Magnoliopsida; Vitales; Vitaceae. Gene Ontology annotation, cellular component: membrane.